AUGUGUUGCUCACGAUGGAAUUAUUUUGGUACUAGUGUUGAAUAUUGUGGUGUUAGAUGCCAAGCUGGAAAUAAUUUAUUUCAUGGUCGAUGCACGUAUUAUUAUAUUCAAGGUGAAUAUACAGCAUGUGGUAUACGACAUAGUGAUAGCGAAUAUAUAGCUGCUUUGAAUGCUCCUCAAUUUGAUGUACAUACAUCAAAUGGAAAUCCAAAUCGAAAUUCAUUAUGUAAUCGUAGAAUUCAAGUAAAAGGUCCUCGAGGUUUGAUUGUAGUUCGAGUAGUAGAUCGAUGUUCAAGUUGUUCUCAUGGUAGUUUAGAUUUAUCACCUGCAGCAUUCAAAGUUGUCGCUGGAAGUCUCAGUGUUGGUGUUGUUCAAGUUUCGUGGUAUAUAGAAUGA
This is a messenger RNA of Rotaria sp. Silwood1, 396 nucleotides long. The record is from the annotation of a GenBank genome assembly. Lineage: Eukaryota; Metazoa; Rotifera; Eurotatoria; Philodinida; Philodinidae.